AUGCACUCUCCAGCCACUAAACAAAGUAGCACUGGAAGCAGGGGAUUCAACAACUCGAAAAAGAUUGAAUAUUUAGCUAUCCCGUAGAAUGCAGUUGAACUUAGAACUUUUGGCGCACCCACAAAUAUCACAUUGCAGCAAAAGCAAAACAUCAAGUCAACCUAUUAGAUUGAUAACUAAGUGCCAACUAGCAAUGGACCAUAUGAAAACAAGAAAUAAAAUACGCCAUUCAAGACACCAAUUACUCCUUUCAAAUAUUUCCAUAGAAAAAACUUGUCGAGCUAAAAUGUCAAUCGAUUGAGUUAACUGAAUAAUUAUUAAGACAGUAAAAAAUAGAAGAAUCAAAAUGACUUGAAUUCAAAUCAAAAUUCAAUCAAAAAUCCAGAUUCCUAAUUCCACAUUCCACAGCUGGUCAAUAAUGACAAGAGCUCUAUUGCUCGUGCUUGGAACUUAUCAUUCAAUCGGAAAGGAAACAAUAGCUUCUUUAUUGGUGGGUUAAUAGAAGAAGAUGACAGUGAAAAUGACGAGGAGGUGGCUGAUAUGUUUGAAGAUAUGAAUAAUUAUGCCCUAAUUCAUAGUAAAGAUUAUGAAUUUAAAAACGGAGAUGAUUUAUACACUGACAAUCUAAGACUAAAGACAGCUCUCAAGAUGAAGAGAAGGCAAAUCUAAAGAGCUAAAAUGAGAUCGGAAGAAUUAGUCUGCAGAAACAAUCAUAGAAUACCAACAACAUUAGAUACUCAAAGGUAUUAGCAAUAUUAAUAAAGAGCCUCAGCUGAUUUAAAGAAAAGACUCAAUCUAUCAAAUAGAAAACCUUUGAUAUCUAGGAAGCAAUAGAUGUUUUUAGGCAGAAAUAUUGGCCAAGAAUCGUCUGUAAAUCUUCAGGAUACCUCUAACUUUGAUUAAAGUCAAUAAGAUCUAAGCUUUGGUGAAGGCUCUCCAGUGAGACGCAGAAGCAGUCUGAAUUCUCAAAAUGAUAAGAUCACAUUAGACAAAAUACUAAACAGUAAAAAUUUACCAAAAACCAAACCAAAAGAGAGCCCACUUGAAGAUAAGUUAAAGGAUGGUCUGACUGAAUAGAAAAUUAAGAAUCUACUUGAUGUAUUCGAUAAAAUUGAUUAAGGAGAGUAAAUAGAUAGUGCAACAUUUUCCAGGAAUGAUUAAGUCGCAUAAACAUCAAUAGAUUAGUUCAAGGAAUUUAAUUUAUUUGGCGGAACUGACAUCAUUUACUUCAAUGAGAAUAUGACAACUAGAGACUAGAGUGACAGUUUCAAUAAGAGCCAAGUAAAGCGAAGAAGACAGUUACCUCUUUAAAAUAAAAAGUUGAAAAGUAUGUUUGGAGUACCCAAGAGAUAGUAAUCAAUGACUGAGAAUAGCCCUGUCAGCAAAGUGAAAUAUCAUAAUUAAACAGCAACCUCUGCCUCUAUAAGUAAAUUUCUACAAGGAAUAGAGGUCAUUAAAACUUAAAGAGUAGAUGAUUUAAAGAGACUUGAGACACCUACUUUCUUAACCAGAAAGAGUAAAAAUACACAUAGUCCCCCGAAAUAAUUUACUCAUCCUGAUGAGCCAUUAAAUAAGGUUUAUCACAAACAAGAUAUCAACUACUAGCAAUUUCAAUCUUCCCCAUAGAAUAGAAGUAGUAAAUCAAACAACAACAUCAACAUAAUAAAGAAUAUUAUAGACUAUGGAAUGAAUAGUUAGGUUUACUCGAAUAAGAUGGCUUAUUAGUAGUUUCAUAAAAGUAUUGCAGCCCCAAAUUAGGCACAGGAAAUAGUAGAAAGACUAGUUGAGAAAGAAAAGAGACAGGUGAUCUUCUCUAAGACAAACUAAAAUUUCAUUCCAAAGUCAAGCGAGUGUGCUUAAAUAAAGAAAGAUUAAAUCAUAAAUGUCGAAACUUUACUCAGAUAAGGAGGGAGACCCGUUUAGGUUUCAAGUGCAUCCCAAAGAAACAGUAUCGGGAACACAGUCGAGAAGAUAAACUAAUAAUAGGAUAUGUUUACAAUGGGAAGACUCUAUGAAAUGGAAAGAAUUAACUUAGGGAGCUCACUUAAGUAAUCUAGAUUGCCACUGAAGCAUUAGAGACCAGGAGUAAUGACUGAGAGAGUUUCACUAAUACAGUAUGAAAGUAAAAGGUAACAGAAGAGUACUGAUUUUCAGGCACAAACUGAAGAUAUACCUAAUUUAUGA
Stylonychia lemnae is the source of this 2184-nucleotide messenger RNA. Lineage: Eukaryota; Ciliophora; Spirotrichea; Sporadotrichida; Oxytrichidae. The record is from the annotation of a GenBank genome assembly.